AUGCAGAAGAUCCUCGGCAUUGACGGAGCGCAUUGCAAGAACAAGCUGUACAAUGGUGUCCAACUUGUUCUGCUCGGCCGAGACGGAAACAUGAACAACGUUCGUGUAGCGUGUGCCCUUGUUCCAAGUGAGAGUGAGGCAAACUGCUCGUGGUUCUUUAUGCGUGCCGAGAGGGUGGGGUCGUUGCAAUUGACCGGCGUGACUGGACCGUGCACGCCAACAUCAACGACCACCGAAUGUAUGGAUGCAGAACGCAAUUUUGUCGAAAGCGAGCACAACACAUCGCUACUCAAUGACAUCCGAUAUAAGAUGCCUUUCCCUUUCAUCCAAGCGUACCUGGAGUUCAUGCGAGAUGACUUCAAGAAGAAGAGCGACAGAGCCAAGUUAUGGAUUGAUGACGGACGAAAAGUUACACCGGGUGCACUCAAGGUCUACAACGAGCAAUUCGAGCGUCUGGGGGAGUAUGCAGCAGAUCCAGUCAGUGACGACAUCAUCCACGUGUACUCCACCACACGGCAACCCCACUACAAGCGACACGUCGUGCUCUCGGGGAAACAGUGUACGUGCGGCCCCUGUGCGACCAGGUCCUGCCGUGUCUCGUAG
Aphanomyces astaci is the source of this 603-nucleotide messenger RNA. RefSeq lists its product as hypothetical. The transcript is spliced from 2 exons. Lineage: Eukaryota; Oomycota; Saprolegniomycetes; Saprolegniales; Verrucalvaceae. The record is from RefSeq and is a predicted model, not a curated record. The coding region runs from base 1 to 603 and encodes 200 amino acids.